UUACAGUCUCCUGUAUUACAAGGGCAAGGUGAAGGCUUAUCGGCAAGCGAAGUGGCCCUGUUGGCCCGCUCUCUGGCCGGCAUCGGCCAGGCCGAUGGGACCGCAGUCGAACUAGAAAGCGUUGUCUGGAGGCUCGGCAUGAGGGUCUUCGGAACGACUCUGAAGGGACUACCUGCUCCUAGCGUUAUAGCGUUCAUGAGGGCAGUCACAUGGUGUACCGAGGAGGGUAACCUCAGCGAUGAUGCUGUGCAGUUCUUCGACAACCUAGGCCCCUAUCUCCUAGAGAGGCAGUAUCCACCCGAUGCGCCUCCAGGCAGCAGUGACCUGAUCACAGUAGCUGCUGGUCUUGCUAGGAUGGGCCAUAAGGAUGUACAUAGGGUCUUCGUGUUAGUACCAUGGGAGAGCUUCUGA
This is a messenger RNA of Perkinsus marinus ATCC 50983, 411 nucleotides long. RefSeq lists its product as hypothetical. The record is from RefSeq and is a predicted model, not a curated record. The annotation marks the transcript as partial. Lineage: Eukaryota; Perkinsozoa; Perkinsida; Perkinsidae. The transcript is spliced from 3 exons.